Molecule: messenger RNA, 898 nt
Organism: Amaranthus tricolor (Joseph's coat)
Lineage: Eukaryota; Viridiplantae; Streptophyta; Magnoliopsida; Caryophyllales; Amaranthaceae
Product: 40S ribosomal protein S13
Exons: 5
Coding region: 118-573 (151 amino acids)
Biological process (GO): translation
Cellular component (GO): ribosome; cytosolic small ribosomal subunit; nucleolus
Molecular function (GO): structural constituent of ribosome; small ribosomal subunit rRNA binding
Source: RefSeq, a predicted model, not a curated record
AUGGAAGAUAAGGAGUAUAAAAGCAAGCACCGAACAAUACAAUUAGGGUUCUUGAGACAAAAAUAAAGUGAGUAGAGUUUAGAGAUCUAGCAGUUUUUGAAUUGCACCGCCGUCACCAUGGGUCGAAUGCACAGCAAAGGUAAGGGUAUAUCUUCAUCUGCUAUUCCAUACAAGCGCACCCCACCAACUUGGUUGAAGAUCACUUCACAAGAUGUGGAUGAUAGUAUUUGCAAGUUUGCAAAGAAGGGUCUGACUCCAUCUCAGAUUGGUGUGAUUCUUAGGGAUUCACAUGGUAUUGCCCAAGUUAAGAGUGUUACUGGUAGCAAGAUCCUCCGUAUUCUUAAGGCUCAUGGUCUGGCACCUGAAAUCCCGGAGGAUUUAUACCAUCUAAUUAAGAAGGCCGUUGCCAUCCGUAAGCAUUUGGAGCGAAACAGAAAAGAUAAGGACUCCAAAUUUAGGUUGAUCUUGGUUGAGAGCAGGAUCCAUAGGCUCGCUCGUUAUUACAAGAAGACAAAGAAGCUUCCACCAGUCUGGAAAUACGAGUCUACAACUGCCAGCACCCUUGUGGCUUGAUCUUUUGGUAGAAUGGUUUUUCGAUUCAGGCAGCAAAUUGGUUAUCAUUUCUUUGUUAUAGAAUUAUGUCCUGCUUCCUUUAGUUUUGGUUAUGAUCAGAACUUCAGAUAUUCAUAUGAAGUACUUUAGUUGUUGAAAUGUGAUUUUCGUCUUUUAUACUUUUCGACUUUCGUUUCUUGAAGUUUUUGAAAUGAAGUCUAUUUUUGUUUGCUCCUAAGAACUUGUAAAAUGCUAACUUUGUUCACUAUUGUAUUGUUUUGAAACCAAGGAUGACUCUUAGGUCUCCAAGCAUAUGGGAACUAAGUUCAAGGUUUGUUUGAUUUAA